Messenger RNA from Aspergillus puulaauensis, 1488 nucleotides. Its product is annotated as cytochrome P450. Gene Ontology annotation, molecular function: monooxygenase activity; oxidoreductase activity, acting on paired donors, with incorporation or reduction of molecular oxygen; iron ion binding. NCBI's taxonomy places the organism in Eukaryota, Fungi, Ascomycota, Eurotiomycetes, Eurotiales, Aspergillaceae. The transcript has 4 exons. The record is from RefSeq and is a predicted model, not a curated record. Bases 1 to 1488 code for a protein of 495 amino acids.
AUGAUUUCUGACAUUGCGAGCCUUCCUCUCAGCACGCCGAUACUCAUCGCUGCGACUGGUGCUCUCUUGGUCCUGUAUUACCUGGUCCCAGCCCUUCUCAGUCCGUUACGUGAUGUCAAAGGCCCAGCUCUCGCCCGAUAUACUCGUCUGUGGGAGCUCUACCAGAACUGGCAAGGCCAGUUGGAACACGUCACAGUCGCUCUACAUAAAGAACAUGGCCCGAUCGUCCGGCUAGCACCGAAUCGUUACAGCAUUGGGGAUCCCUCAGCCAUUCGCACAAUCUACGGCCCCGGCUCGAAAUUCAGCAAAUCCGACUAUUACAAACCAUUUGGUGGCCCUUUCACAGACCACAAAGAUGUGUUCUCAGAGACCAGCAAUGAGAAACAUGCAGUCGAGCGGAGGAAGACAUCCAACAUGUACGCGAUGAGCUCGUUGGUAUCCUACGAGCCAUUCGUUGACAAGGUCAAUGGCGAGUUCAUGGCUGCAUUAGCCAGUCAUGCUCAACACGGACGAGAAUUCGAUCUGUUUACCUGGAUGCAGUUCUACGCAUUUGACGUUAUCGGCGAGAUCACCUUUGGUCGAUCAUUUGGUUUGAUCCGAGAGGGUGAGGAUAAGACCGGGCUUUUGCAUGCUGCUCACGUCGCCUCCAUAGGCUAUGGCUCCAUGGCUGGACUUGUUCCUGAGGUUCAUCCGUGGUAUCUUUGGCUUCAGAAUGUCUUCCCGAUCGACAGCCAUUUGAAGGUCAUACAACGAGCGAUAGAGCAGCAGAUUCGCACCCGUACUAAAGGGGAAAGCUGCAGCGACCGGAAGGACUUCCUGGCAAAGUGCAUUGAAUUAAACAGCGCUGGAAAAUUGAACCAGUUUACUAUGAACAAUGUUGUCGGGGCCAACCUUGGUGCUGGCUCUGAUACUACUGGCAUUAGCAUGACUGCGAUUAUCUACUAUCUCAUGAAGAACCCACAUUCCUUGCAGAAGCUGCGUGACGAGAUUGAUACGGCUAUUAUCGAAGGGAAUCUCUCCAAUCCUGCUACAUUUCAGCAAGGGCAGAAGCUCUCAUAUCUCCAAGCUACCAUCAAAGAGGCUUUGAGGCUGCAUGCGGCUGUGGGCCAGAUCCUGAGCAGGGUCGUCCCAGAGGGCGGUGCACAGCUUGCUGGGAGACAUUUUCCAAAGGGGACCGUGGUUGGCGUCAAUGCAUGGGUAGUCCACAGCGAUGAAAGCAUCUGGGGCAAAGGCGUGUACGAGUUUCGACCGGAGCGAUGGCUCGUUCCAAAAGAGAAGCUUGCAUUUCUAGAACAGCAUUUCCUAGCAUUUGGGGCUGGGGCAAGAACGUGCAUUGGCAAGAACAUCUCGCUGCUUGAAAUGACAAAACUGCUGCCACAGCUCGUGCGGAGGUUUGACUUUGCUUCUGUGGAUGAUGCGGACUGGACAACUAGCAGCGGAUGGUUUGUCAAGCAGAGCCUCCAAGUCAAAGUCACCGAGCGAACGUAG